Messenger RNA from Arabis nemorensis, 204 nucleotides. NCBI's taxonomy places the organism in Eukaryota, Viridiplantae, Streptophyta, Magnoliopsida, Brassicales, Brassicaceae. The record is from the annotation of a GenBank genome assembly.
AUGAACAAAGGUGUUGCUAAUCGUGGAUGCUCGAUUCGUGUGGGGCAUGAUACCGAGAAGAAAGGAAAAGGUUACUUGGAAGACCGGCGUCCAGCAUCAAACAUGGACCCAUACAUUGUGACCGGACUUUUGGCAGAGACCACACUCCUCUGGGAGCCAAGAAGCACUUGCAGCUCAAAAGCUUUCCUUGAAUGUUUAAAUUAG